This is a messenger RNA of Neoarius graeffei (lesser salmon catfish), 10592 nucleotides long. Its product is annotated as cilia- and flagella-associated protein 58-like. The record is from RefSeq and is a predicted model, not a curated record. The transcript is spliced from 2 exons. Lineage: Eukaryota; Metazoa; Chordata; Actinopteri; Siluriformes; Ariidae. The coding region runs from base 561 to 2864 and encodes 767 amino acids. Gene Ontology annotation, cellular component: cytoskeleton.
GUUUGAAGGCUGUAAUGAAGGCUUUGAACGACUAAAUCUGAAUAUGAUAUUUUCCACAAAUGAUCAACAGAUUUAUUAUUCAUAACUCUUUCUGGUUUUUUUGCUUUUAUGGAAACCAAACAGUCGAUAUUUCCAACCCAGAGAAACUCCGAGUCUGGCUCUGCGCCUCCCAGCGCGCUUUACCAGCGUUAGCAUUAGCGUUAGCAUUAGCAUUAGCGAGCCCCCGCGGGCCAUCAGUAUUCUGCGCAUGCGCGGAAAGAGCGCCCAUCCGAAGGGGGUGACGUCAUAACGGUGAGAACGUGGAGACGCAAUAAUGGGCGUGUUCAGCCGAAGCUUUGCACACCUUUCCCAGCAGUGCAGGUGAAGCGAGCAGCAGCUGGACAGACUGUAGCGUAAAGACAACAGCGGUGACUUACAUUCUUAACCUCAACCCAGCUGAGGAGGAGGAAAGCGCUUUAUAAACAUUACUGCAGGAAAAGACUGACAGCGUUACUGUGUCUGAAACUGUGAUAAAGCUCUUGUCUGAGAGACGCGUCUGACUUUCAGAACAGAGAGUGAAAAUGAGCACGAUGGAAAAGGAAGAGCCGCCGCCGCCGCCAGCAGCGGACAGGAAGACAUAUGAAGAACUGGAGGCAGAGUUCCAGGAGGCGCUGAUAGAAGUGAAAGGAAAGAAGACUCUGGCCAAGUUCAGUGUGGAAUACGACAAGCUCAUCCUCGCCUUGAAGAAGUCACAGGAGAACGAGAAGAAGCUGAUUACAAAAUGCCAAAAGCUGAACGCAGAGAUGAAGUCCAACUCUGUGAAAGUGGAGGCGGCCCUCAGGCAGUCUCACGAAGACCAGAUCACCAUUAUAAAACUCCGAAAGGAAGUCGAGAUGACUUAUGUAAAGGUGGAGGUAGCCAAUGAAAAGAAGAAGACUGCUUUUGACACGAUUAAGACAAUGCAGCGGGAACUCAACAAAGUUAAUGAACUCGUGGAGCGUUCAGGUCUUUUAUCACUAGAAGAAGGGCAGACUGUGGACUGCAUCCUGAAAGACAAGAUGCAGUUAGAGGCCGAAAUAAAAAAACUGCAGACUCAGCUGUCGAUUCUCCAAGAAGAUUUAGUAAACAUCACGACCAAGCAACAAGAGACUGAGGAGGACAACAUGAUGGCCCAGGAAACCAUUCUACAGUUGCAAAAGGAUGCCCGAGUGCAUCAGGAGGUGUUCUCGAAGCAGACCCUCGAGAAGGAGAAGCUGGAGGAAUCCUUGAAACAGGUUCAAGCAGACCUUGAAACCAAGCAGAUGGAAAAAGAGAUGCUGGUCACACAAUGUCAGGGUGUCACUGAAGAGAAGGACAAGGUGACGGAGGAGCUCCUGAAGCAAAAGAUUCUGAAUGAGAAAGUCUCGAAUAAGCUGGAGGAGAUGAAGGUGCGCAACACUCAACUCCAGAAUGACAUCGAAAAGAAAUUAUUCAGCAUAAAGAAGCUCACCAAGGAAAAUGAACAAAAUGCCUCUGAACUGAUGGUGGAGAAAAAGGAGAAUAGUAAGAUGAAGCAGGAGCUGGCAAAACAGGCCAAGAUGAAGAAGUUGGUCUGUCAGACCAAGGAACAGAAACGGCAGGUGGAAGGGCAGAGAGAUGCACUGAAGCACCAGGUCACAUGCAUGAAGAAAGAAAGGGAGAUGACACAAAAACAAACCGAGAGUGACAAGAUGACAAUAACCAAACUGAUGCAUGAGAAAGAAGUGCUCAGUCGGGAUUUGCUCAAGAAAGCAAUGGAAACGGAGGAGCAAAUAAACUUGGUGAAGAAUCAUGAGUUUAAGAACAUGGCGUUGGAGCAGGAAAUUCUCAAAUCCCAAGAUGAGCUACAGAAGAAGGGCAAAAUGAUCCUUCAGAUGGAAAAGGAGCAGGACCGGUGCAACAAAGAAACCAACAACCUCACACACAAGGUCUUACUGAAUAUGGAGGAACGUAAAGUGCAAGAGCGGGAGAUGAUUGAUUACAAGAAGAAGAUCGCUGAGGCAGGCAUGAAGCUCAAGCAGCAAGAACAACUCAACAGGGAAAUCAGGGUUGAACGCAACAAUUACUCCAAGAGUCUGCUUGAUGCUCAGAAUGACCUCAAAGAUUUGCAGCGCAAGAUGCACUCCAUGAACCAAAAGAACCGUGAGCUCUUACAGGAAAUCCAAAGCAAAGAGGCAGCACUGGCCAAAGAGCACGCAGAGCUCCAGCAAAAAGAGAAACAAAAGGAGGUUCUUAAGGCUGAGCUUCAGAAGAUGAAGCAGGAGACCCAAAAGACCAUGCACUGUCUGGACAAUCAGAAGCUCAAACUACAAAACUUGCUGAAAAAAAUAGCAGAUGCUGAAGCCGAGAAAGCGGUGCAGCAGAGAGAACUGAACCAGGUCAUCAGCGAGCGGGACACUCUCAGGAGUCAGCUGGCGCAGCAGGACGAAGAACUAGAACAGCUUUCUGAGAAGAACAGGGUUCAGGAGUCUAUCCUGAACAAAGGAAGGGACCAUUAUGACCAAAGGGUGCAGGAAAUCCACUUGCUCAAGCAGGAGAUCAAGAAACUGAGGAGUGAGAAGUUAGCCCUCAGCAAUUCCGUGUCCAGUGUGGAGUUCCUCAAGCAGCAGAUCGGCCAUAUGCAGAAGGACCUGUUUCGGGAGCAAGCAAAAUGUAAACGCUUGCAGAAACUACUCGAAAAUCCCAUUAACAUUCAUCGUUGGAGAAGAAAGAAGAUGAGUGACCCGAGUAACUUCGAGCUGAUCCAGAAGAACCAACGUCUUCAGCGGCGCCUGUUAGCCAAAUGCAAGGAGGUUCUGGAGAAAGAACAUCAGCUCAAGGAGAAGGAAGAGCUGUGUGAGGAAAUGAAGCACGUCGUAGUGAAUUAGCUCUUCAUCCUGGUUCAGCCCGUUUGGAUUCCGAGUGAGCACCAGAACCAGGAGGAGGCCAAGCAGGACACCUGCAAGAACAGCAGCCAGUGCUUGGACAAACCUGUCGAGACCUGAGGUCACUGAUGCGUGCUGAUGGCUUUGGGUUAAAGCUGUGUUUUAUUGCUGUAUUAUUGAACAACACUCCAGUAAUAACUGUUUCAGCUUGGCUGUAUGUCGAACUCGGACACUUGAUUGAAGAUUGUGGAUAAAGAUGAUCAGAAUCCCUUUCACUUCAAACAGGACCAGAACAUGUGCGUCAGGUUUGCUUCUGUCACGCAUUUCCCCUUGGUUAGAGUGUAGAACAUAAAGUGGUGCUUGAAAGUUUGUGAACCCUUUAGAAUUUUCUAUAUUUCUGCAUAAAUAUGACCUAAAACAUCAUCAGAUUUUCACACAAGUCCUAAAAGUAGAUAAAGAGAACCCAGUUAAACAAAUGAGACAAAAAUAUUAGACUUGGUCAUUUAUUUAUUGAGGAAAAUGAUCCAAUAUUACAUAUCUGUGAGUGGCAAAAGUAUGUGAACCUCUAGGAUUAGCAGUUAAUUUGGAGGUGAAAUUAGAGUCAGGUGUUUUCAAUCAAUGGGAUGACAGUCAGGUGUGAGUGGGCACCCUGUUUUAUUUAAAGAACAGGGAUCUAUCAAAGUCUGAGCUUCACAACACGUUUGUGGAAGUGUAUCAUGGCACGAACAAAGGAGAUUUCUGAGGACCUCAGAAAAAGCGUUGUUGAUGCUAGAGAUUUCUAACGUACUCCUCCUAGAUGGUUCAUCAAAUUCAUGUCAAACUUGGCAAACAGUGAUGCCAAGAUAUUGCUGAAUGUUGAACUUGAUAUCUUGUAAUAUGAUUCUGAUACUAACACACCGCCUAGUGGCCAGUGUUAGUAAUCACCAGUCAUACGCACCGCCUAGUGGCCAGUGUUAGUAAUUACCAGUCAUACACACCGCCUAGUGGCCAGUGUUAGUAAUUACCAGUCAUACACACACCGCCUCGUGGCCAGUGUUAGUAAUUACCAGUCAUAUACACCGCCUAGUGGCCAGUGUUAGUAAUUACCAGUCAUACACACCGCCUAGUGGCCAGUGUUAGUAAUUACCAGUCAUACACACACCGCCUCGUGGCCAGUGUUAGUAAUUACCAGUCAUACGCACCGCCUAGUGGCCAGUGUUAGUAAUUACCAGUCAUACACACCGCCUAGUGGCCAGUGUUAGUAAUUACCAGUCAUACACCCCGCCUAGUGGCCAGUGUUAGUAAUUACCAGUCAUACACACACCGCCUCGUGGCCAGUGUUAGUAAUUACCAGUCAUAUACACCGCCUAGUGGCCAGUGUUAGUAAUUACCAGUCAUACACACCGCCUAGUGGCCAGUGUUAGUAAUUACCAGUCAUAUACACCGCCUAGUGGCCAGUGUUGGUAAUUACCAGUCAUACACACCGCCUAGUGGCCAGUGUUAGUAAUUACCAGUCACACACACACCGCCUCGUGGCCAGUGUUAGUAAUUACCAGUCACACACCACCUAGUGGCCAGUGUUAGUAAUUACCAGUCACACCACCUAGUGGCCAGUGUUAGUAAUUACCAGUCACACCACCUAGUGGCCAGUGUUAGUAAUUACCAGUCACACACACCACCUAGUGGUCAGUGUUAGUAAUUACCAGUCAUACACACCGCCUAGUGGCCAGUGUUAGUAAUUACCAGUCACACACACACCGCCUCGUGGCCAGUGUUAGUAAUUACCAGUCACACACACACCACCUAGUGGCCAGUGUUAGUAAUUACAGUCAUACACACCGCCUAGUGGUCAGUGUUAGUAAUUACCAGUCACACACACCAUCUAGUGGCCAGUGUUAGUAAUCAGUCAUACGCACCACCUAGUGGCCAGUGUUAGUAAUCACCAGUCAUACACACCGCCUAGUGGCCAGUGUUAGUAAUCACCAGUCAUACACACCGCCUAGUGGCCAGUGUUAAUAAUGACCAGUCAUACACACCGCCUAGUGGCCAGUGUUAGUAAUCACCAGUCAUACACACCGCCUAGUGGCCAGUGUUAGUAAUUACCAGUCGUACACACCGCCUAGUGGCCAGUGUUAGUAAUUACCAGUCAUACACACCGCCUAGUGGCCAGUGUUAGUAAUUACCAGUCACACACACACCGCCUCGUGGCCAGUGUUAGUAAUUACCAGUCAUACACACCGCCUAGUGGCCAGUGUUAGUAAUUACCAGUCACACACACCACCUAGUGGCCAGUGUUAGUAUUUACCAGUCAUACACCACCUAGUGGCCAGUGUUAGUAAUUACCAGUCGUACACACCGCCUAGUGGCCAGUGUUCAUAAUUACUAGUCACACACACCACCUAGUGGCCAGUGUUAGUAAUUACCAGUCAUACACACCGCCUAGUGGCCAGUGUUAGUAAUCAGUCAUACGCACCACCUAGUGGCCAGUGUUAGUAAUCACCAGUCAUACACACCGCCUAGUGGCCAGUGUUAAUAAUGACCAGUCAUACACACCGCUUAGUGGCCAGUGUUAGUAAUCACCAGUCAUACACACCGCCUAGUGGCCAGUGUUAGUAAUUACCAGUCACACACACCACCUAGUGGCCAGUGUUAGUAAUUACCAGUCAUACACACCGCCUAGUGGCCAGUGUUAGUAAUUACCAGUCACACACACCACCUAGUGGCCAGUGUUAGUAAUCAAUCAUACGCACCACCUAGUGGCCAGUGUUAGUAAUCACCAGUCAUACACACCGCCUAGUGGCCAGUGUUAAUAAUGACCAGUCAUACACACCGCCUAGUGGCCAGUGUUAGUAAUCACCAGUCAUACACACUGCCUAGUGGCCAGUGUUAGUAAUUACCAGUCGUACACACCGCCUAGUGGCCAGUGUUAGUAAUUACCAGUCAUACACACCGCCUAGUGGCCAGUGUUAGUAAUUACCAGUCACACACACCACCUAGUGGCCAGUGUUAGUAAUUACCAGUCACACACACACCGCCUCGUGGCCAGUGUUAGUAAUCACCAGUCAUACACACCGCCUAGUGGCCAGUGUUAAUAAUGACCAGUCAUACACACCGCUUAGUGGCCAGUGUUAGUAAUCACCAGUCAUACACACCGCCUAGUGGCCAGUGUUAGUAAUUACCAGUCAUACACACCGCCUAGUGGCCAGUGUUAGUAAUCAAUCAUACGCACCACCUAGUGGCCAGUGUUAGUAAUUACCAGUCAUACACACCGCCUAGUGGCCAGUGUUAGUAAUUACCAGUCAUACACACCGCCUAGUGGCCAGUGUUAGUAAUUACCAGUCACACACACCACCUAGUGGCCAGUGUUAGUAAUCAAUCAUACGCACCACCUAGUGGCCAGUGUUAGUAAUCACCAGUCAUACACACCGCCUAGUGGCCAGUGUUAAUAAUGACCAGUCAUACACACCGCCUAGUGGCCAGUGUUAGUAAUCACCAGUCAUACACACUGCCUAGUGGCCAGUGUUAGUAAUUACCAGUCGUACACACCGCCUAGUGGCCAGUGUUAGUAAUUACCAGUCAUACACACCGCCUAGUGGCCAGUGUUAGUAAUUACCAGUCACACACACCACCUAGUGGCCAGUGUUAGUAAUUACCAGUCACACACACACCGCCUCGUGGCCAGUGUUAGUAAUUACCAGUCAUACACACCGCCUAGUGGCCAAUGUUAGUAAUUACCAGUCACACACCACCUAGUGGCCAGUGUUAGUAAUUACCAGUCAUACACACUGCCUAGUGGCCAGUGUUAGUAAUUACUAGUCAUACACACCGCCUAGUGGCCAGUGUUAGUAAUUACCAGUCACACACACCGCCUAGUGGCCAGUGUUAGUAAUUACCAGUCAUACGCACCACCUAGUGGCCAGUGUUAGUAAUCACCAGUCACACACACCGCCUAGUGGCCAGUGUUAGUAAUUACCAGUCAUACACACUACCUAGUGGCCAGUGUUAGUAAUUACCAGUCAUACACACCGCCUAGUGGCCAGUGUUAGUAAUCAGUCAUACACACCACCUAGUGGCCAGUGUUAGUAAUCACCAGUCAUACACACCGCCUAGUGGCCAGUGUUAGUAAUUACCAGUCACACACACCACCUAGUGGCCAGUGUUAGUAAUUACCAGUUAUACACACCGCCUAGUGGCCAGUGUUAGUAAUUACCAGUCACACACACCACCUAGUGGCUAGUGUUAGUAAUUACCAGUCACACACACACCGCCUAGUGGCCAGUGUUAGUAAUUACCAGUCACACACACACCACCUAGUGGCCAGUGUUAGUAAUUACCAGUCACACACACUGCCUAGUGGCCAGUGUUAGUAAUUACCAGUCACACACACACCGCCUAGUGGCCAGUGUUAGUCAUUACCAGUCACACACACACCGCCUCGUGGCCAGUGUUAGUAAUUACCAGUCAUACACACUGCCUAGUGGUCAGUGUUAGUAAUUACCAGUCACACACACCGCCUAGUGGCCAGUGUUAGUAAUUACCAGUCAUACACACCGCCUCGUGGCCAGUGCUAGCCAGUAAAUAAAACAAAAGAGACUGGCUAGGAUAUAAGAAAAUUCUACAACCCAGAAACAGAUGGGAGCUCCGCUUUUAGGCAGUGCCUCAAUCUAUAUAUUAGUGACCUGCCAUCAUUGUGCAUUUUGUUGCAGACAUAUGAAAACUCUGCAUGUACACACACAGACACUGCAGACACAGGAAAGCUAAGAUGACAUAAGAUUACAGCGUGAGACAGAGAUAAGGAGGAGACACAUGUAUAGUUUUGUACAUAUAUAAAUGUACAUUUUCACACCACAGAAACACACACACAGUCUUUGUCUAUCUCUCAUCCGUCAAGCAGUCAUGGCAUUUGCAACAUGCACAUCACCUUUGAACAUUUGAUGAAUAUAUGGCAUGUGACUGUUUUGUUGGGUGGCGGAAACACACGUGCGAGGGCCUGUCAAGGCCGCUAGCGGCUUUAAUUAUUAUUUAUUAUUAUAUACACAUUCCUUUCGGGUGUUCAGCGCAUCUUUCUCUUUCAAAAUUCUCUCAAAAUCUUCCGUAUUUAACAAAGCAAACCUGGUGGCCAUGUUUGUUUACAAAUUGUCUCAGUCACUUGCUAGUGCAGAAGUUUUACAUCUCCGAUGUGUCUCUCUUCUAGUUUUUCGAUGUCUAUUGGUCAGUUUUUCUCUUGUAAAUAUGCGUGAAAAAUCUCUCAUGGAGUUUUGGGAGCCUUUCGGGUGUUCAGCGCGUCUUUGUUUCCUGGUGAACACAGAAAUGGUUCUGCGCAUCCAUAGCAGAAAACUCAUUGAAUAUUUGCAUCAACUCCGAUGUGUGACGUCAUGUCUUGACAACCAUGCAAUAUCGUAACCCAUAUUCAACACUCAUUCUCCAUUGGGUAGAGUGAUGUAAUACACGUAGGAUAAGCGAUAUGCUAACAAUAUCACAUGCUAUCAAACCAAAUGAGUGAAACUUGCUAGAAGGGAAUAGAACAUUUUUAUUCCGUGGAAAAAGUGUGGUGUAAUUUCCCGAUAUUUCAUUUCACCUUCAGUGAAGAAUUGUUAAUUACCCAAUCUCUGCUCUUCCGUAAAAGUGUAAUCCAGUUUAUCUGCUGGGAAAAGGUGUUUAUUCUCUAAAUUAUCCCAAUAUAAGAUUAAGUUUUAAAGCUUAUGAGCUAAAAGACAUCCUGCCUUUUCCACACGUUCUUAAAGAUAUCUUCAUUUAUUCUGCUGGUAAUCACUGCACGAAGAUUUCAGCCCGCACUCAGAGCAAUUCUGUUGGUGUUUAUGGAGAGUUGCUGCUCCAACUGCUGUAUACAACCCAGAAGUUGUUCUAUUUACUUGCUUUAUUCCAAGAUAAAAUGAUUUCGCUUCUUUAUGGUGAUCAUUACCUCAAUAAUCACAGAAACGUUUAUCCACCAGUUAUCUAUAUUAAUGGAGAAACAGAUUGAGAAGUCAGGAUUCUGUUCUGAUGAUUUCUUCCCUCACUAAAGUGUUUUGUCUGGGGGGUAAAAAAAAAAAAGAAUAGAAAUAAACAGACAGGAGUAUGAACAUUGUUUCCAUGGAGAAAAGAACCUUGAGACUGAUACAGCCAGCUUCAUUCAUGAAACAUCAACACUGAAGAUGUUUUAGAGAGACAGAGCUUUGGAGCUGGAACAGUCCCAGGAUGGAUCCACUAAAGCCAAAAGGAUCCAUUUCAGAUUCAAAACGGUGGAGUUCACCGAUUGCACACGUCACUCACUAGAUUUCUCUCACUUGGUUCAGCUACAUUUUUACCAGAGGUGGACAAUAACGAAGUACAUUUACUUGUGUACUGUACUUAAGUACACUGAGUAUCUGUACUUUGAGUAUUUUUUGGAAACUUAUGACUAACUUCACAUUUGAAACACAAAUAUUGUACUUUUCACUCCAUUGCAUUUUCUAAAAUGUGAUUGUUUUUCCACAGGGGAUACUGAGAGCCCAUCAGUAAUCACUCGGGUCACAUCAUGUCCACAGACUGGAUAAAAUCAAGCUCAGUGAUUUCUCCACAGCAUUAUUUAACAUGAUCAGUUGAUAGCAGAAUGGAAGGUGGUGGUUCUUCUGGAGAACACACACACACACACACACACACACCAGUGGCUUUACCCAGAAGCCAUGUUUCAGUUUUCUGGAAGGAUUAAAGAGUCAUUUCGUUUUAAACCUUUGCUGAAAACGAGUCACAUCACAGCCUACAAACACUUGCUGUCUGACCUGCAGAAACAUAUUGAGGUCUGUAAACGUUUUAUUCCAAGAGAAAGCUUGCAGUGAAGUUGUCUGUGCUUUAAGAGCUAGCAAUAACAUUGCAGUAGCUGUGCAGUCCGGUCAGUCAAAUGACUUUCUAUGGAUUUGCCCUCCAAGUUGCCAUCGCCUUGUCCACGACUAACGCCAACACAUGGCUAGUUAACUUGGACACAGCAUGUAAAAAUGGAGUUACGCUAACAUGAAUAAUGUUAACUCAUCUGAAGUCCUUUCAGAAAUGUUUUAGCAUCAUCUUGCCAAAUAAACAGAACGUAGAAAUCUAUCUAGUAGCGUUAGCUAUCCAGUAUGAUUUCAAGUUUGAAAAGUGUUUGCUAGCAUGUCAGGUGGAGUUUCACUAACUAGCUAGCUUAACAUUAAACCACCAUGAUGCACAGCAUGCGUUCAUUUUGCGAAUUUACAUUUCUGUCCUUGGUAACCAGCGUUAGGUUUUGUAAGUGUUGUGGCAAUAAUACAGCGAUGCGUUGACAGAAAAAUGUACUUAAUACUUUAUUUUUAAAAGCAAAUACUUCAGUACUUUAACUUAAGUUUCACUUGUAUCGGAGUAACAUUUAACCAGUAGGAUCUGUACUUAAGUAAUGAAGUUGGGUUUUGUCCACCUCAGAUUUUUACUGACUGCUCUUUUAGAACGUUUGAUAUCUCAGCCACGUGUGUGAAAUCCAAUCAGUUCUGAUCUCCGCAAUCACUUAUACAAGAGACCAGCUGGGAGGGAAUUCCACACAUACCUGCAGACUCUGCGUCACCACAUCUCCCAGUCUGCAGAGUAUUUUCUGGGGGUUUUUUCCCCAGCCUAAUGAGAAUUUUAUUUUUUUAAAAAUCAGACGUAAACAGGACUGAGGGUGGGUUUCAGUUUAAUGGCGGUCGUAUCAAACAGAGCUAUACAUUUAUUUGCCUUUCUUGGCCUUUAUCUUCCUCAGGUAGAACUCCAGUUCCUUUCCCUCGAGAA